Molecule: messenger RNA, 366 nt
Organism: Drosophila albomicans
Lineage: Eukaryota; Metazoa; Arthropoda; Insecta; Diptera; Drosophilidae
Exons: 2
Coding region: 1-366 (121 amino acids)
Molecular function (GO): nucleic acid binding
Source: RefSeq, a predicted model, not a curated record
AUGGACGAAGCAUGGAUUCACCACUAUACUCCAGAAUCCAGUCGUCAAUCUUCUGAGUGGGUGGUAGCCGGUGAAAACCGUCCGAGGCGUCCCAAAACAGAAAAAUCGGCGGGUAAGGUUAUGGCGUCCAUAUUUUGGGAUGCAUACGGGAAUUUGAUUAUAGACUACCUGGAGAAAGAUUUGGCCCCCAGAGACUACUGGCUUUUUGCAGAUCUCAAAAAGCACCUCCAAGGCGAGAGAUAUCGAUCAAAUGAGGAGGUGAUUGCCGAUACUGAGGGCUAUUUUGAGGGCAAAAGUUCAUCCUUCUACAAAAAUGGCAUUGAAAGGUUGGAGAAGCGCUGGACUGACUGUAUAGCCUUAGAUUGA